GGUUAUUCUGUUGCCUUGGAGAUGAUCCUGCUGCCUUAAAUGUAGGACAGAAGAUUAAUGGUGUGGGCAGUAUGGACCUAAUGAACGGACAGUCCAGCAGUGUUAAUAUUGUGGCUACUGCUUCAGAGAAGAGCAGCAGUUCUGAAUCCCUAAGUGACAAAGGCUCAGCUGAACUGAAGAAGAGCUUUGAUGCUGUGGUAUUUGAUGUUCUCAAGGUUACACCAGAAGAAUAUGCAGGUCAGAUAACACUAAUGGAUGUCCCUGUAUUUAAAGCAAUUCAGCCUGAGGAAUUGGCAAGUUGUGGAUGGAAUAAAAAAGAGAAGCACAGUUCUGCACCAAAUGCAGUUGCUUUCACCAGAAGAUUUAAUCAUGUAAGCUUCUGGGUUGUUAGAGAGAUUCUCCAUGCACAAACCUUAAAAAUAAGAGCCGAAGUUUUGAGCCACUAUAUUAAAACAGCUAAGAAACUGUAUGAGCUGAAUAACCUGCACGCUCUUAUGGCGGUUGUGUCUGGCCUCCAGAGUGCUCCAAUCUUCAGACUAACUAAAACGUGGGCGUUACUGAGUCGGAAGGAUAAAUCUACAUUUGAGAAGCUGGAGUAUGUUAUGAGUAAAGAAGAUAAUUAUAAAAGGCUUAGAGACUAUAUCAGCAGCUUGAAGAUGACACCAUGUAUUCCUUAUUUAGGUAUUUAUCUCUCAGACUUGACAUAUAUUGAUUCUGCAUACCCAUCAACAGGAAGCAUUCUGGAAAGUGAGCAAAGAACAAAUUUAAUGAAUAACAUACUUCGAAUUAUCUCCGAUUUGCAGCAGUCCUGUGAAUAUGAUAUUCCUCUGUUGCCUCAUGUCCAAAAGUAUCUGAACUCAGUUCAGUACAUAGAAGAGCUGCAGAAGUUUGUAGAAGAUGACAAUUACAAGCUUUCCUUAAAGAUAGAACCAGGGACCAGUACCCCACAUUCUGCUGCUUCCAGAGAAGAUUUAGUAGGCUCUGAAGUUGGAGCAUCUCCACAAAGUGGACGGAAAAAUGUUGCAGCUGAAGGAGCCUUGUUGCCACCAACACCUCCUUCACCGAGGAACUUGAUACCCCAUGGGCAUAGGAAGUGUCAUAGUUUGGGAUACAAUUUCAUCCACAAAAUGAAUACGGCCGAAUUUAAAAGUGCAACAUUCCCCAAUGCAGGACCAAGGCACCUACUGGAUGACAGUGUCAUGGAACCUCAUGCUCCUUCCAGAGGGCAGGCCGAAAGCUCCACCCUCUCCAGUGGGAUUUCCAUAGGUAGCAGUGAUGGCUCGGAACUUAGUGAAGAGACAUCCUGGCCAGCGUUUGAAAGGAACAGGUUGUACCAUUCCCUCGGUCCGGGGACAAGAGUGGCACGAAAUGGCUAUCGCAGCCACAUGAAGGCCAGCAGCUCUCUAGAAUCUGAAGAUUUGGCUGUUCAUUUGUAUCCAGGAGCAGUCACUAUUCAAGGUGUUCUCAGGAGGAAAACUUUGUUGAAAGAAGGCAAAAAACCUACUGUAGCAUCUUGGACAAAAUACUGGGCAGCGCUGUGUGGAACUCAACUCUUCUACUAUGCUGCAAAGUCUCUGAAGGCUACAGAAAGAAAACAUUUCAAAUCCACUCCAAGUAAGAACGUGUCUGUAGUGGGCUGGAUGGUGAUGAUGGCAGAUGACCCUGAGCAUCCAGAUCUCUUUUUGUUGACAGAUUCUGAGAAGGGAAAUUCAUACAAGUUUCAAGCUGGAAACAGAAUGAAUGCGAUGCUCUGGUUUAAACACCUGAGUGCUGCCUGCCAAAGCAACAGACAACAGGUUCCUGCCAACUUGAUGACUUUUGAAUAAUGGGCUAAUUCAAA
Messenger RNA from Tinamus guttatus (white-throated tinamou), 1840 nucleotides. RefSeq names its product Ral GEF with PH domain and SH3 binding motif 2 (gene RALGPS2). Gene Ontology annotation, cellular component: plasma membrane. Gene Ontology annotation, biological process: Ras protein signal transduction. NCBI's taxonomy places the organism in Eukaryota, Metazoa, Chordata, Aves, Tinamiformes, Tinamidae. The record is from RefSeq and is a predicted model, not a curated record. Gene Ontology annotation, molecular function: guanyl-nucleotide exchange factor activity.